GUUUUUGUGCUUCGCGAACAGCAGUAAGUCUCUGUAUGAAUCUAUAGCUUCCAGAUUAUGAAUUUUAGAUUUUGAGUUGUUUUUUUUUUCAUAUGCAAAGUUGUUCUAAUUUGAUUUACAAUUCCUAAUUCCUCAAAAUUUCCUAAGAUCUGUAAUCAACUUUUACCAUUUCCCUUCUGUCUCCUCUGAUUUCGUUUGUUUCGCAUUUCCUCAAGAGUUGAGCUAUGGUGAAGGAGAGUGAGUACUACGACAUAUUAGGCGUCAAGAUUGACGCCUCUGGUGCUGAGAUUAAGAAAGCUUAUUAUGUUCAAGCAAGGCAAGUUCAUCCAGACAAGAACCCUGGUGAUCCUCAAGCUGCUAAAAACUUUCAGAUACUAGGUGAAGCUUAUCAAGUUCUAGGCGAUCCGGAGAAGCGUACAGCUUAUGACAAAUAUGGAAAAGAAGGGGUUCAACAGGAUGCAAUGGUUGAUCCUGCAGCUGUGUUUGGUAUGCUCUUUGGUAGCGAGCUCUUUGAGGAUUACGUUGGGCAACUUGCCCUUGCUUCAGCAGCCUCAAUCGAUGCUGAAUUAGAAUCGUAUGAGCCUGAGAUUAGAAAACAGAUGCUUCAGGAAAAGAUCAAAGCGAUACAAAAGGACAGAGUAGACAAGCUCGUCACUACACUGAAAAUCAAACUUGAACCAUUCGUGGAAGGACAAACCGAUGAAUUUGUAAAUUGGGCCACCGCAGAGGCAAAACGGCUUUCAACAGCUGGUUUUGGUGAGGCAAUGCUUCACACAGUUGGUUACAUUUACACUAGAAAAGCUGCUAAAGAACUCGGAAAGGAUAAACGUUUCAUGAAAGUACCGUUUUUAGCCGAAUGGGUUCGUGACAAAGGCCACCAAGUAAAAUCUCAAGUGAUGGCUGCUUCUGGUGCGGUCAACUUACUUCUGUUGCAGGAUGAAGUGAGCAAGCUGAAUCAGGGAGAGAACAAAGAAGAGAAUAUUCAGAAAGCCAUUGAAGCUAAAAAGGAUGCAAUGCUUCAAUCCCUUUGGCAAAUAAAUGUUGUUGACAUCGAAUCAACCUUAUCUCGUGUCUGCCAAGCGGUGCUUAAAGAUCCAAGUGUUUCAAAGGAUGUUCUUCGAGCUAGAGCUAGAGGAUUGAGGAAGCUGGGUAACGUUUUCCAGGGUUCUAAGAAAGCGUAUUCUAGAGAAAACAGCUUGCGUCAUGAAGAAGAAACAGGAGUGAAAGUCCACACCGGAGAUUCCUCGAAGCCGGCAACUUAAACCAAGGUUCGAAUCUAUCGGUUCGAAACAGAACAAUCAGGUUUUGUGAGAAUUCUUGAAUGUAUUGUAACGAUUAAUAUUGUUUUAUUCGUAUUUAUAUUCAACACUAAAUAAAUAUUGUUAUGGGAAGUGAUGGUUUCGUCUUUAUAUUCCCUUCUUCGUUUUCGUUGGAUCUUUUUCUUCCGUGUUGGCUUCACAAAGCUCCAGGUUGCGUAUCCGGUAAGAUAUAGUAAUAGACA
Messenger RNA from Arabidopsis thaliana (thale cress), 1501 nucleotides. Its product is annotated as DNAJ heat shock N-terminal domain-containing protein. NCBI's taxonomy places the organism in Eukaryota, Viridiplantae, Streptophyta, Magnoliopsida, Brassicales, Brassicaceae. Bases 225 to 1262 code for a protein of 345 amino acids. The record is from RefSeq and is marked reviewed. The transcript is spliced from 10 exons.